GGAGUAAUGCAGGGAAUAGUGAAGGAGGGUAUAGGGGGCUAUUUCGGACACAGCCAACAGAUUCAAGACGUAGACGUAAUGUGACGUAAUUUCCGGGUCGGAUGGCGUAGCGAAUCAAGGCUAACGACGCGCGAGAUCAUGCAAGAGAGGAACCGUGCUUGUGAAAACAUCGGACGUUGCGGAUAAAAUAGUUAACCGUCUUAAUGAAGUUUUAAGUGUGACGGACUCGGCACCCGACAAAGAUCCAGGAUGCCCAUUCCUCCCCCUCCUCCCCCACCCCCAGGUGGACCCCCUCCUCCCCCUACCUUUAACCAGGCGAACACGACUCCUCCAAAGCUGUCUCGUGAUGAAUCAAAGGGCAGAGGGGCGUUACUCACUGAUAUCUGCAAAGGGGCCAAGUUGAAAAAAGUAGGCGUUGUCAAUGAUAGGAGUGCACCUGUGAUUGAAAAACCAAAAGGAGGUGGGGUGUCCAUUCCCGGAGGACCGUCUGCUCCCGCCCAGUCUGUGGGGGGGCUUUUCCAGGGUGGUGUCCCAAAAUUGCGACCCGUAGGAGAUGGUUCUGUAGGGCGGCCUGCGUUGCAGCCUCCUGGUACUCGUCCCACUGCUCCUCGCCCGCCUGGAGGACACGAUGAUCCAGACAGUCUCUCUCAGCAGUCCUCUUCUCCAGAGUCCAGUCGAUCCCAGAGACCAUCCCUGCCUGAUCUCUCCCGUUCUCCCGGUGGAGGCAGCAGCCCCUCUACAGGCAUGAAGCACAGUACAUCUGCCCCUCCUCCUCCACCUCCCAUGACUCGUCGUGGAAACGCUCCACCCGCUCCAACUCAGAAGGCCGCAUUGGCCUCGUACAACCGUGAGAAACCCCUUCCACCUACUCCGGGUCAGAGAGGACCCUCUCCAGCACCCGUGCGUGACAACGCGCCGCCCCCUCCAGUGAAACCUCCUCCGUCACCCGCGAGCAAUCGCUCUUCUUCGUCGUCAUCAUCCUCGUUGGCCCCGCCUCCACCCCCUUACCGCCAGCAGUCCGGGGUUUCGAAUGGCUCUUCUAGUCCUGUGAACGAGGCUGCCCCUGAGCUACCCCAGAGACACAACUCGCUCAGCAAGAAACCUUCAACAGUUGGACACACGCCAACACGUGGACAUGCGCCACCUCCACCACCAUCGCCCACGCCACAGGCUGCCAGACCUCCGCCUCCAGCACGAGAACCCCCAGGACGUGGAGCAGCUCCUCCAGUUCCUGGUCAGCCGUCACGCAACGGACGGGACGCUCCACCUCCCCCACCUCCUUACCGGACCCAUGGCAGCUCCUCGGAUGGUCCGAGCCGAGGCAAGCCCCCACCUCCCCCCUCCCGCACACCAGCCGGACCCCCACCUCCUCCCCCACCCAUCCGCAACGGACACACUUCCAUUACCCGUUCAUUCGUAGAUGAUUUUGAAUCCAAGUAUUCUUUUCAUCCUCUGGAUGACUUCCCUCCUCCGGAAGAGUAUAGACACUUUACUAAAAUCUACCCAAGUAAAGCCAACAGAGUAAUGAGAGGAGCCCCUCCUUUACCACCCUUGGGGAGGUAAACACUGUGAGACUGCAUUGCCGACAAGGGUUCUUCAUUCCGACCCACACGUUCAUAGACAAUCUCACGUGCACAUCUAAAUCCUCCAAGCCUGCACCUUAUUAACAGUCAUUCCCCCAUCAGAUAACAUUCCUCUACAUUUACUCAAGCUUCAUCUCCCAUAACCACUCGUUAAUCAUCUUCUGAAAAAAGGAGAAUUAUAGGAGUGUGCUGCAUUCCACCAUCACUGAUGGACAGCUGUCAUGUAUUUCUUUAUAUUUGAAAUACCUGCUUACUCUGAAUAUCACUACACGUUAGAUUGUAUGUUCAUUACGUUGUACGUCAUGCUAUCAAAGCGUGUACGUUGGGGAUGUGUAGCACUAGAGAAAGGCCCCGGGAAAUGUCUUAACUGCCGCGUCGGGCAUCGUAUUAUAUGUGUCGUCCGUUUUUUCUCUUUUAUUUGCUACCCCUGUGAUGCACUGUGAAUAAUGUCAGUCACUCGAAUGUGUGAACUGAACUGUAAAAUUUAUGAACUGCUUUAGUUGUUUUGUUUUGUUUUCUUGGACGUAUCCCUUUUUUCAGGGAACAGACAUUUAUGUUCUCAGGGGGUUUAUUGGACGUCAUUACCCUCUCCAAAGGCAGAGAACGAUAAGCUAAAUGAACCAGAGUUACGGCGGGUCCAAAAGUGCCAAGAGAAUCUGCUCUAGCGUCACACAAACUGCAGGUAUUAUCAUUAUUGUUUGUUAUAGAGAUAAGCAAGUUUGGAGAUGCUACAUGCCUCACAAUUUGUGCCGUAAACUUGCCUCCGAUGUAAAUUCUGGCUUUUGGCAUUAUGACAAGCUUUCAUAACCUUCGCGAACGAACUGAAAGCUAACUUGACGUGCUGCAUAUGGACUGGUGUCGUGGGGCAGCGCUAUAUAAAAGACUGCUAUUGUAUCCUGACGGAGAAUAACUGGAAUUUUAUCCAUUACAGAGUUUAAAGGAAAGUUAUGCAAAGAUUUAACUGCAUGCUGCUUUUUGGGACCGAUCCCUAACAAAAAUGUGGGGCUUAUUUGCAUGUAAACUUACACUACUUUCUGUAUCUCAUUUUUUAAUACAGCUGCUUUUUGGAGGACCAUUACAAGGUUUUUGGAUGGUUUUCUUGUAUCGUGUUGUUGCAGAAUAGUACCGUUACCAUUUAAACUAAUCGCACAAUCAUCACACUAAUUCUUUGCAAUAUGCAUAGCCAUAAAGAUGUACAUUAAAGACAAAACUAGCUUUGCUGCAUUUCUUAAAACUGACGUUGAUGUUUGGGACUGGGUGUCAUAUUGUUAAAUUGUACUUUGUAUAAAACCCAUGUAUGCUUUUCUCUGUAUGAGCUCCACAGAUGAGUCUACUAACAUACCAGCAUCUGCAUCCUAUUAUUAUUAUUAUUUUUUUUUUUUUUUUUUGAGGUCUUCACCUUGCCAUUUUUAAGUCAUAUAGACCUGAAAUCAACAAUUAUGAAACAUUACCGUAUUGCCCCAUUUAGCCUCUCAGUUCUUCUGCCUUACAUUUAUUGAUAAACUUACUGGUACUUAGAAGUCUUAUAAGAAAGAAAUAAUAAAACUGUAUUUGCAGUAUAAAGGAGGGAGGGGGGUGGUAGUGAUGGGUAGAAGUUUAUUUUUAAGUUGUAAAAAGCUUGUAAUAUAGUAAAUAACUUUAACCAGCCAUGCACAAGGCUUCAAAUGAAGUCUGUAAUGAUCUCUUGAUGUUGUUUAUGUCCUCAAAUGUUUCUUAGAUUAUUCAUGUCCUUAAUCUUCUAUCUAUCUAUCUGUCAGCAGGGGUCAGUGUAGAUGUAUGUACUGUAUCUUACAUUGAGAGAGAAAGAUUAUCUUUAUCAUCAUCAUUUCAUGCUCAACUUAAGCCUGUAUUUUUCUUUACUGUGGUCUGUCAAUUAACCAGUUGAAAUAAAGCUGAUGAUAAGA
This is a messenger RNA of Misgurnus anguillicaudatus (oriental weatherfish), 3487 nucleotides long. RefSeq names its product WAS/WASL interacting protein family, member 2b (gene wipf2b). The record is from RefSeq and is a predicted model, not a curated record. Gene Ontology annotation, molecular function: actin binding. NCBI's taxonomy places the organism in Eukaryota, Metazoa, Chordata, Actinopteri, Cypriniformes, Cobitidae.